CAACAUCGGAUCCAAAUUCCCUUUUCGACCUUGCCCUUCCUUGUUGCAGCAUGACUGUGUCCAUCAAAAAGCCCUGACCAUUAUAAGCAUUCGAUCUCGGCUCAAACACAUUCAAAUCCAGACACACACGCGACUCCCCUGGAACGGUUGGCUUACUUGAAUUGUGUCCCUACCAACUCGGUUGGGAUCACUCUCCUAAUACAUAUCCUGGAACCUUACUGCCACACAGCCGCACACCACCAAUUCGCCUCGGGAAUAGCAUGGCGUUGCCUUUCUGCAUCACACAUAUCUCGGGCUUCGAUUGUCUUGAAACGUUCUGCCUCACGGCUCGCCCUUCUCUCAAUCUCGCUAUUUGUCCUGUGACAUUCAGCUACCCGGGUGCUCCCUAGUCAUUUUUUUCCCUCUCAGUUGCGGAGGCGCGUUCGCAUGAGACCAAUAAUUUUAUCCUGUAUACUGCAUGUGUACCCAAACUGCCCAAUUUCAAUUCGUCUGAUAAUAACGGACUUCUCUUUUGUUGAAAUUUGGCACAGCGACUCGGAGCUCCUCGAAACAGUGCUCAAUACCAGCGAAGACUCGGUCGUUACAAGGACUAUACGGAAGUUGCCAGCCAGAUUUGUGGCGCCAUUGAUUCAGGAAUCUGUAUCCCGUCUAAAUCGUGGUAUAGGUUCGGUGGGCUUCAAGUUCUCAAAAGGAUCAGGAAUAGAUGCAGAGAGAGGCGGUGUGCUGAUAAAGUGGUUGCGUGCAACCCUCAUAGUACACGCAUCAUACCUCCUAACUGACCCACAACUUGUGAAACGGCUAGCCAAACUUCACACUACAAUUGCAUCCCGUAUUGCUUUCCAAGAUCGCCUGCUGGCAUUACAUGGCCGUCUUGACCUCCUUCUCGCGCAGAUCGAAAUGCGCUCACGAAAUAGCGAGUCCGCACUCGUUUCCGCCGCUGCACUCACCAAGAAAGUGGUAGACGAGCAAAGGGAAAGAUGGGCCCAGGAAGGCGAAGCUCAACGUGCUCGGAGAGAAGUUGCGGUUUCCAAGUAUGUUGGAGGCGAGAGUGAUGAAGAGGCUGAAGAGGACAUGGAUGUUGAGAUGGAUGAGAACGAAGGAAGCAUCGAAGAUGUUCAGCUCGGUGAGGAGUGCAGGAGAGUCAGGUUCAGAUGAUGAAGGGAACGACGAGGAUGAAGAUGAGGAUGAGGACGAGGACGAGGACGACGAGGACGGAGAAGAGGACGAGGGCGGAGGAGACGAUCAAGAGGAUGAUGGGGACGAAUUGAUGGAUGAGGUUGAAGAUGAUUAAUAAGGUAUUGUCAAGCGGGACGACGGUAAAGACGAAGUUGAUCAACUACAGUUGAUACUCAUAUUGUUGCUUGCUUUCAUUUACGCACUCUGAUACCAAAACGAAGUUCUCGACAUUCGGAAACAUUAUAAUACAACCGUGUGGGACAGGGGAUAAAGUGAUGACUAUUACGUUUUGG
This is a messenger RNA of Cantharellus anzutake, 1469 nucleotides long. RefSeq lists its product as uncharacterized. Gene Ontology annotation, biological process: maturation of SSU-rRNA from tricistronic rRNA transcript (SSU-rRNA, 5.8S rRNA, LSU-rRNA). Gene Ontology annotation, cellular component: nucleolus. The annotation marks the transcript as partial. NCBI's taxonomy places the organism in Eukaryota, Fungi, Basidiomycota, Agaricomycetes, Cantharellales, Hydnaceae. The record is from RefSeq and is a predicted model, not a curated record. The transcript has 2 exons.